Molecule: messenger RNA, 1733 nt
Organism: Aspergillus caelatus
Lineage: Eukaryota; Fungi; Ascomycota; Eurotiomycetes; Eurotiales; Aspergillaceae
Exons: 2
Coding region: 105-1475 (456 amino acids)
Cellular component (GO): cytoplasm
Molecular function (GO): calcium-dependent phospholipid binding; calcium ion binding
Source: RefSeq, a predicted model, not a curated record
GAACGGGUCCGCUUGGCGUCAUUGCCAUAUAUAAACUCCCGCACUGUUCCUCUGUCGAAUGCAGACAACCCCACCGCAAUUAUCGAAGCUUUGAACUCUUGAUCAUGUCGUACAACCCGCCUUAUCCCCCACAAAAUCAACCCCCUUUUCCUACCCACGGUGCCCCUCAGGGUUUUCCACAACCUCCUUACCCUCAGCAGCCGGGCUAUGGCGGCCCCCCUCCUCCAGGUCAAUAUAAUCGGCCGCCUCCUGCACAUCCAGGCCAGUAUGAUCGACCUCCAGUAGCACCCCCAGGCCAGCCAGGCUAUCCUCCGCACGGACACCCCCCACCAGGCCCCGGAUACCACUCAUCACCUCCAUCUCACUCUCCAUAUGGAGCGCCCCCACAACAGUUCCCUCCCCAUGUCGGUGCAGGAUAUCCGCCAGGUCCUCAGCCGGGGCCUUAUGGCGGUGGCCCAGUAGGAGGCUACCCAUCGCAACAUUUGCAGCAGCCAUUCCACAGCGCUCCACCGGCCCAGCCAUCCCCGGGCUACAUCCCCGGCCAAAUCGCCUCUGGUGAUUUCACCCGCGAAGCCGAUGGGCUCCGUAAGGCGAUGAAGGGCUUUGGAACAGAUGAAAAGUCACUCAUCCAGAUAUUGUCGAAAGUCGAUGCACUCCAGAUGGCCGCCAUUCGCCAGACCUAUGCCAACUAUAUCCGUCGCGAUCUAUACAAGGAUGUCAAAUCUGAAACGAGUGGCUACUUCCGCGACGGCCUGCUUGCCGUCAUUGAUGGCCCGCUGAUACACGACGUGACUUCCGCACGUGAAGCGGUUAAGGGAAUCGGCACCAAGGAAUGGUUGCUUAACGAUGUCCUAGUGAGUCGGUCGAAUGCGGAUCUAAAAGCUAUUAAAGCCGCAUAUGAACGCACAUACAGCCGGUCUCUCGAGCAAGACGUCCAAAGUGAUCUGUCAUAUGAAACACAGAAUCUCUUCGGGAUGAUCCUUCGCGCAGACCGCCAUGAAGAAUCCUUCCCAAUUGACCCGCGCACCAUCGAGGAAGAAACAAAGUCCCUGCACUCUGCCACGGCUGCUCGUAUGAGGAAUAAUGCUCAGGAAGUCUGCGGGAUCUUCGCCCGGUCGUCGGACAACGAACUCCGCGCCAUUAACCAGGCAUUCAGCGCCCGCUACAAUGCCUCGCUAGAGAAGCACAUUGACAAGGAAUUCUCGGGACAUAUGAAGGAAGCUCUGCUUCAGAUGCUGCGUGGCGCAUUGGAUCCAGCCAUGCGGGACGCCGAGUUAUUGGAGGAUUGCAUGGCGGGCAUGGGCACUAAGGAUGUCAAAUUGGUGAGCCGCGUUGUCAGGGUACACUGGAAUAGAGCGCAUAAAGACCAGGUGAAACGCGCUUAUCGCCAUCGGUAUGGAAAGGAUCUGAUCGAGAGAGUUCGCGGUGAGACAAGCAGUGAUUACCAGAGACUGAUGGUUGCUCUACUGGAGUAGACCCUUUCGCUUUAUGAUUAUAUGAAUUAAUGGUAUGCUGGGUACGGCAAAGGUCAGGCAUGGGCUGGGUGGUUUUCUGUUUCUUUCGUAUGCGUCAACUUUUGAUCAUCUUCUAAGAAGUGCAACUCUUGAGUGAUACCACCAGAUGCAUGUUUUUAAUAUCUUAGGCGGCUUGCUCGGUUAUCACUAUGCUAUAACUAGCUUACUGAGGUGUCUUCGGGUUCUUCGCGAUGACAAUGUAUAAGUAUUUUUGUUAAA